CGGAAGUGUUCGUGUGGAGCGGAACUCAGGGUGUGGAGUGUCCCUGGGUCUGUCGCAGGGCGGUAUAAAAUUAUUAACAAAUAGCACUGUCAUUGUGCGAUUCAUUAAAGAAUCGGUUUCCGCCAUGGAAUUGAGCGAAAUAUUGUAUAACAAAGCGGAAUAUAUUGAAACGGCAUCUGGCAAUAAAGUAAGCAGACAGUCAGUGCUGUGCGGCAGCCAGAACAUUGUCCUGAAUGGCAAAACUAUCGUCAUGAAUGACUGCAUCAUCCGAGGGGAUCUCGCCAACGUCAGAGUGGGAAGGCAGUGUGUAAUAAAAAGUCGGAGUGUCAUUCGCCCUCCUUUCAAAAAGUUCAGCAAGGGUGUGGCCUUCUUCCCUCUGCACAUCGGCGAUCAUGUGUUCAUCGAGGAGGACUGUGUGGUGAACGCCGCACAGAUCGGCUCCUACGUACACAUCGGCAAGAACUGUGUCAUCGGAAGACGAUGUGUCCUGAAGGAUUGCUGUAAGAUUCUGGACAACACUGUCCUUCCUCCCGAAACCGUGGUCCCUCCUUUCACGGUGUUCUCCGGAUGUCCGGGGCUGUUCUCGGGAGAGCUCCCGGAAUGCACACAGGAGCUCAUGAUCGAUGUCACCAAGAGUUACUACCAGAAAUUCCUCCCCCUCAGCCAGAUAUAAGGGCUGCGUCCUGCGUUUGGACCGAUAUGGACUGAAUGGGCAGUGGAGCAUGACCUCCCCCUGGAUCGUUUUUCCACGUGGUCACACGUUUAAUGAUGAGCUCAUACUCUUUCUCCGUGCCCAUUUAACCUGUCCAGGAAACGGCGUUGUUUCUGGCACUUUCUCGUUCGAUCAGCUGAAAACAUGUGUAAAACGGCCACCUCUUUUAUCCCGCGUCCGUCUCCUGAAUUUGUGCAAUCGCUUCCGAUAAGCUGGCUCUGUUGUCUCGUACUGGGUGUUCUUUUGCAUUUGACAGGGAGCUGCUCUCUGUUAGCCAGCCGGCCUGUCUCUUGCAUGCCCCAGUUUCCUCAACUGAUGGGGACAGACGUGUCCGCCCACAUGUUUACACGGAGAGUACUCGCUCUGUGUCACGCCAGCUCUACUGACAACCACCACAAGAUACUAUUGACCCUCAUCUUAUGCAAAAUGUGGGACGAAAAAAAAAAAAUCCACUUUGCUCCUGCCCGCUUUUUUUAAUCCUCUGCUUUUAUUUAAUGUUAUAUUGUAUUUAUGGAGGUUUCAUGCAGCUUGUUGUCAAAGCGGCACUACAGUGCAACCCAAUACAAAGUGGAAAAUGUAGAAAUAAAUGUGUAUUGUAACA
This is a messenger RNA of Paramormyrops kingsleyae, 1313 nucleotides long. It is a transcript of the gene dctn5, whose product is annotated as dynactin 5. The record is from RefSeq and is a predicted model, not a curated record. Gene Ontology annotation, cellular component: dynactin complex. NCBI's taxonomy places the organism in Eukaryota, Metazoa, Chordata, Actinopteri, Osteoglossiformes, Mormyridae.